AUGGGGCGAUCCAAACACGGAGAGCAAGUCGGCUGCCACGUGAAUGACAAUGACACAUCCGCAGCUUCCUUCGUUAUCGGCGCGAGCGUGUCGUCGACCGGGGAAGGCGCGAUCCAGAUUGUUGACACGAUCCUGGUUGUCCCAGGCAACGAUGCUGAUGUAAUCGAGAUAGUACACGUGACUCUGUCCGAAUGGAGAUGA
Messenger RNA from Penicillium lagena, 201 nucleotides. RefSeq lists its product as uncharacterized. The coding region runs from base 1 to 201 and encodes 66 amino acids. Lineage: Eukaryota; Fungi; Ascomycota; Eurotiomycetes; Eurotiales; Aspergillaceae. The transcript has a single exon. The record is from RefSeq and is a predicted model, not a curated record.